Molecule: messenger RNA, 897 nt
Organism: Penicillium brevicompactum
Lineage: Eukaryota; Fungi; Ascomycota; Eurotiomycetes; Eurotiales; Aspergillaceae
Exons: 3
Coding region: 1-897 (298 amino acids)
Source: RefSeq, a predicted model, not a curated record
AUGGCUUCUAUUUCCAAAAUCGACAAGCACAGAGUGAGCAAAUCGCGCACUUCUUCCAAAGCAUCUCUAACCAAAGUAGCACGGAAACCAGCAAACCCAAAGCUACCAGUAGCAUUGGGAGGGGCUCCCAAAAGGGCAACAAGAUGGGACAGAGAAUUGAGGGGACUGGAGUUGAUUGAACCCACACCACGAAGAGAUCCCACAGCGCCGCGAGACUUGCAAUGGGCUUACACAGAAGAGGCGCAGAUUCCGGGAGCGUUGUUGAAAACAAAGGUUUCCGGUUGUGAACUGGACUUUCUAGAUCUGGGCCCUGGAUCCCCGAAUCAUGUUAUCAUGAGGCUCAUCUUUCAACGCACAAAGCAUCGUCGUAGCGCACACAACCCUCCUGGGACUACGGGUCUUAGACUGAGCAUUGAGGUGUCUCUUGGUGAAUUCUCGGAAGAGGAAGAGGAAGAGGAAGAGGAACAAGAGGGAUUGGAAACAAUGGAAUUUGAAUCAGGUGACUUCGUGGUUAAGACCAUAAGGUACAACGGACCACAUCGAGAUUCCGCACACACUAUCCCAUUAACCUUCACAGGCAACGGAGUCAAGACGGUCGAAGAUAUCUUGAACAUCGUGGCAGCGGAUCACAUGACACCUUGCGGUUUCAACUUCUCGGAUACAGAUGUGGUUGGCUGUCGAGACUUUAUGUCUCAGUUGGUGUGGAAAUGCAUCGCGGCAGGUAUCGUGGUAGAUGAUCCGGACAUCAAAAUCCCCUUCGAACGCUAUUUCACCCUUCCAUCGAAUGGUGGGCCAGCAAUCCCCCCAAUCGUCCAGACCUCUGUCAAACCAGCACUGUUCCGUAAUCCGGGCUUUGUACGUACCGCCAUUCCCGGAAUCACGUUAGAUCCACUGUAA